Molecule: messenger RNA, 826 nt
Organism: Trichechus manatus latirostris (Florida manatee)
Lineage: Eukaryota; Metazoa; Chordata; Mammalia; Sirenia; Trichechidae
Gene: REC114
Product: REC114 meiotic recombination protein
Exons: 6
Coding region: 1-798 (265 amino acids)
Source: RefSeq, a predicted model, not a curated record
AUGGCAGAAGCGGGAAACGUGCAGGCCGGCCUCGGGCUUCCGGGGUUAGGAGCAGCACAGUGGCCCUUGCAGCGGUAUGGCCGCUUCAUGCCCUCCGGCACAGGAGAGCUGCCUGUGCCUGACCUGGAAGCUGGGACAGCCUCUUCUCCGACUUGGAAGGUUUUUGAUUCCAAUGAAGAAUCUGGGUAUCUUGUUCUCACCAUAGUUGUCUCAGGUCAUUUGUUCAUUUCUCAAGGACAGACAUUACUGGAAGGGUUCUCACUCAUUGAUAGCAAGAACUGGUUGAAGAUUGUAAGACGCGUGGAUUGUCUGUUGUUUGGAACAACAAUAAAGAGCAAAAGCCGCAUGUUCCGGGUGCAGUUUAGUGGAGAGUCAAAGGAGCAGGCGCUGGAACACUGCUGCAGCUGUGUGCAAAGCCUGGCCCAGUACAUAACUGUCCAGGUGCCCGAUGGAAUCAUCCAGGAGCUUCGGCCAAGUCCUGGCCCACUCAGGGCAGGUGAAAGCCACGGGCAGGACUGUGCGGAGAGUGUCCCACUGCAGCACGGAUUACACCAGAGCCCAGAGCAGGGGCAGCGUAGAACACCUGGCACAAGCGCUCCAGAGGAAAGGGCCUCAGUGACACAGUUAGCUCAGUCUAUCCUGGCGUCAGAGAAGCUAUCCCUUGUCUAUGAGCAGUCUGCAUGGGAUGCUGACGAGAUAGGCCCCUUUCUACGCUUGUGCCUCAUGGAUCAGAAUUUCCCAGCAUUUGUGGAAGAGGUGGAAAAGGAACUAAAAAAGCUGACAGGGUUCAGCCGUUAAUGCUGUAUGUACAUGUGUAACUAAGGAA